Messenger RNA from Papaver somniferum (opium poppy), 1786 nucleotides. RefSeq names its product inosine-5'-monophosphate dehydrogenase-like. Gene Ontology annotation, molecular function: IMP dehydrogenase activity. The transcript is spliced from 3 exons. Gene Ontology annotation, cellular component: cytoplasm. The record is from RefSeq and is a predicted model, not a curated record. NCBI's taxonomy places the organism in Eukaryota, Viridiplantae, Streptophyta, Magnoliopsida, Ranunculales, Papaveraceae. The coding region runs from base 594 to 1610 and encodes 338 amino acids. Gene Ontology annotation, biological process: GTP biosynthetic process.
UGCUAAAAAUCAGAUAAAACAAUCCUUCUAUUAACAAAACCUAAAACACAAGCUUUAUUUUUAUAUCACAACAACAACAACGGAGUGUAGUAAUGAAGAACCUUUACUACUCUCAGUAAAAAUCAAGUUCUGAACUAGUUUCCGAACCGAAAUCCCAUUAAUUUUUGUUCUUUUUAGAUAUAUGUAAUGUUUUUGUAGGUGCAAUUGUUCUCGUAUAACUACUUAGCUCAAGUGCCAUAAUACAUUUACAUACCGGACAAAACCCUUGGUAUUCAUUGAUUCCUGGAUUAAGAUAACAGAGUGGUAGUGGAUGUGUUUUUACAAAAAUAGUUGCAUUUCUAUAGAAAUUUUACCAUUGAUAAAAAUUUAAUAUAUGGGUUUGAUUCUACUUUGUCAUUAGUUUUGAAGUUUAAAAACUGUAGAAGGGCUCAGGUUUUAAUGUAUUUUGUUAUUUUAUUUUUAAAGUGAAUGCUGAUUUUUUUUAUUUUUUUUUCUCUGUUGAAACUUCUUUGAGUAUUUGAUCUAGUAACUUUUCCUGAAAUGAUAGAUUGCUGCCAAAUUUUUCCUUACGCAAUUUUCUAACAUCUAUUAUCAUGGCUGGGUUUCAAAUAGAAGAUGGGUUUCCGGCGGAUCGUCUCUUUAACCAAAGAUAUUCUUAUACCUAUGAUGAUGUGAUCUUCCUCCCUCAUUACAUUGAUUUUCCUACCGAUGCAGUCAAUCUAAGCACAAAACUUACUAAAAAUAUUGAGUUAUCGAUUCCAUGUGUUGCUUCACCAAUGGAUAUUGUUACUGAAUCGUCCAUGGCUGUAGCUAUGGCAGCUCUUGGAGGCAUUGGUACUGUUCACUACAACAAUCAGCCUUUUGAACAAGAUGCCUUGAUUAGAUUUGCUAAAUCUCGUCAUAUUCCAUUUAUAUCUGAUCCAAUUUUCAAAGCGCCUUCAGAUUCGAUUGAUUCUAUUGAUGAUUUCUCUUCAUCACCAUGUGUUUGUUUUACUGAGUCAGGGAACUCAAAAUCGAAGAUGUUAGGUGUAGUGGGUAAGUCGGAUUGGGAGAAGUUAACUGAUAAAGAGACUCCACUCUCUGAUAUUAUGUUUAAAUUCCCAAUUUCGGCCCCAUCAAGCUAUACGUUUGAGCAGGCUGCUUCAGUUUUAGCCUCUCAGAAAUUGGAUUACUUACCUUUGGUUGGUGAGAGCAGUGGUGAAGUUGUGGAUUUGUUCACAAAGGGUGAUGUGGAUAGGAUUCAAGGUUUCCCCAAAUUAGGACUUCCUUCACUUGAAAAGGAUGGAAGCUUCAUGGUUGGGACUGCAAUCGGAACCAGGGAACAAGAUAAGAAGAGGUUGGAACAUUUGGUGAGGGAAGGGGAAAAUGUUGUUGUGGUAGAUAGUUCGCAGGGCAACUCGAUUUAUCAAAUAGAGAUGACUAAGUUUGUGAAGAGAAUUUAUCAAGAUUUAGAUGUUAUAGCCGGUAAUAUUGUUACAGCUUAUCAGGCACAAAAUCUGAUUCAGUCUGGAGCAGAUGCCUUGAGGGUUGGUAUGGGUUCUGGGUCAAUUUUCACAACACAAGAGGUAUGUGCAGUUGGCCGAGGACAGUGGGGUCCCCGUGAUUGCUGACGGUGGUAUUGGUAAUUCCGGACACAUUGUCAAAGCUUUUACUCUUGGUGCAUCUACUGUUAUGAUGGGGAGUUUCUUAGCUGGUAGUAAUGAGGCUCCAGGGGCUUACGAAGUUCAGAAAAUGUAGAGGCACGUAGACUACGCUGUCCUAAAGGAAAUAUCGCCUGCCACUCCUC